CCUCGACACUUCUCUGUUUCCUCAUCCAUAAAAACUCUAGCUGCACGCACACACACACACAGUUUUUCAUAAAACUGCCCAGGUGGGUCUGUCAGAGGAGACCUGGGUCCCUGGACAGAGAAGUCUGGACCUGUAUGGAGUCUACCCUCCUCAAAGCUCCAGGUGGAGCAGGCGCUGCAGGUGUCCAGCAGCCAGCAACGGCCCCGCCUGGUGGUUUGCAGCCCCUCGCUGAGGUAGCCGAACCUGCAGGCCUGGGAGAUAAGAGUCAAACUGGACACCCCUCAGGAGCAGGAGAUGGACAGGAGCUUUACUCAUUUGACAGCUCUCUGUCCUCUUCAGAAAGCGAGGAUGAGGGUAUUGGCAAGAAAGAGAAGAAAAAGAAGAAAGUAAAGAAGAAGAAGAAAGAUUCCAGCUCCUCCUCAUCUUCAUCUUCAUCCUCAUCCUCAUCCUCAUCCUCCUCUUCUUCAUCCUCUUCCUCCAGCAGCUCUUCAGACAGUGACAGUGAGGAUGACAAGAAGAAGAAGAAGAAAAAGGACAAGAAGAAGAAAAAGGAUGAGGAGAAAGAGUAUGUUUGGGACAAUGUCAUCAUAUCUCAUGUUGGUUCCGAUGGACAAGUGGAACAGGUUUCUGGAGAGGGUCUGAUCAAGUGCCAGGAUUUGGGCUCAUCAGAUGAUGACGAUGACAAGAAGAAAGAAAAGAAGAAGAAGAAGAAGAAGGACAAGAAGAAGAAAAAGAAGAAGAAGAAAUCAUCCUCAUCCUCAUCUGACAGUUCAUCAUCUGACAGUGAGGAUGAAAAGAAGAAGAAAAAGAAGAAGAAGAAAAAGAAGAAGAAGAAUAAGAAGAAGGACUCGAGCUCCUCUUCCUCAGAUAGCUCCUCCUCUUCAUCUUCGUCUUCUGACAGCGAAGAUGACAAGAAGAAGAAGAAAAAGAAGAAAAAGGAUAAGAAGAAGAAGAAAAAGAAAGACAAGAAAAAGGAUUCCAGCUCUUCAUCUUCAUCCUCAUCUUCAGACAGUGAUGAAGAUAAGAAGAAAAAGAAGAAGAAGAAGAAGGACAAGAAAAAGAAGAAGAAGAAGGAUAAGAAAAUGGAUGAAGAGAAGAGUGAGCUUAGCAGUGUUACUGGCGUUUCAGCAGCUGGUGGCGAGACCACAGGAACCAGCGCUGACGGAGAUAAAAAGAAAGAUGAAGAUGCUGACAAGGCCAAGGCCAAAGAGCUUAAAGCUGCAGGAGCUUCGGCUGCAGGGGGAGCAGAGGCAUUCCCUGAUACUAUUGAGGAAGGCCACCUGAGUGAUGAUGAGGGAGAAGGAGGCAAUGAGAUGGAUAAGAAGAAGAAGUUAAAGAAGAAGAAGAAAAAGGACUGUGGUUCAUCUUCAGACAGUGAUGAUGACAAAAAAGAUAAGAAGAAGAAAAAGAAGAAGAAGAAGGAAAAGGACUCCUCCAGCUCCUCUUCAUCUGAUAGCUCCUCUUCAGACAGUGAAGAUGACAAGAAGAAGAAGAAGAAGAAAAAGAAGAAGAAGAAGGUGAAGAAGAAGAAGGAUAAGGAUUCCAGCUCUUCCUCCUCCUCUUCCUCCUCCUCUGAUAGUGAAGAUGACAAGAAGAAGAAGAAGAAGAAGAAGAAGAAGAAGAAGAAGAAGUCCUGCUCUUCUGAUGAUAGCUCUUCUUCUUCCUCAUCCUCUUCUUCCUCUGAGAGCGAAGAUGACAAGAAAAAGAAGAAAAAGAAAAAGAAGAAGGAUAAGAAGAAGAAGAAGAAGAAAAAGAAGGAUUCUUCUUCUUCUUCUGACUCCUCCAGUGAUUCUUCUAGUGAUGAUGACAAGAAGAAAAAGAAGAAGAAGAAAAAGGAUAAAAAGAAGAAGAAAAAGAAAGACAAGAAAAAGGACUCAGAUUCUUCUAGCAGUGAUGAUGACAAGAAGAAGAAAAAGAAGAAGAAGAAAGACAAGAAGAAGAAAAAGAAGAAGGACAAAAAGAAGGACUCAAGCUCCAGUUCAUCGAGUUCCUCUGAUAGUUCCAGUGACAAGGAAAAUAAAAAGGAGAAGAAGGACAAAAAGAAGAAGAAGAAAAAGACUUCGGGUUCAUCAGGAAGUGAAACUGUGGAGAAGAAGAAGAUUGAAAGCCCAGACGGUGAGCAAAGUGGCGAGCCGAAAAUGGAAGUUUCAGGUUCAGGUAGUGGUGGACUUUCUGCUAGCAGCAGCAGCAGUUCCAAGCCUGGCGGUACUACAGCCUCCUACGUGCCACUCCCCUCUAAACCCGUGUUGAAGCUGGAUCCUCUUCCUCCCUCACCUGUCUACAAGCCCUCUGUCUCUGGCUCCUCACUGAGUAUUGGGGAAAGGUCCCCCAUUCGCAGACCUGUCAGCCCCAUGGAGUCCCUGAUGGGGAGCCCAAGGAGGUUUGGAGAUGGAGGGACCCGUUCCACUACCCACCUCACCUCAAGUGAUCUACUGAGAGGCCCCAAACCUUACCAAUGAUGACAUGUCAUAGAUUAAAAUAAUAAUGUUAACGAUUUUUAAAAAGUGUGUUUUAAUGACAUUGGAGGAAGUUGAAUGUGAUGAUGAGCUAUGCUCCAAUGAUGCUGUCAGUGCCCUGAUUUUAUGCAAGAAAAAGAUUCACAUGUGGUGUGUUUUGUGUUCAAGAUAAUUUUACAUGAAAAAUUAUUUUAUAUUUUUUUUGAACUGGUAAGAAAGGAAAGGAAAGGAGAUCUGUGGAGGAAAUGUCAAUUCACAAUCACAUGAAAUAAUUUCAAAUGCUUGCUUUGGGGAAUAAAACUGUGAUUUUAUCUGUUUUGUUUCUUGUGCCUGUUGUUGUUAUUAUUAUGACUUUAACAUAUGGUGAAUUCAAGUACUCCUACAUCUCAGGUUCUUCAGGUGCAGAGCAGGAAAUAACUAAUUUAUAUUGCCCCAUAGCAUCUGGAUGUAAAGGGAAAUUAGAGUCAAAAGAUUAAGAAUCAACAAAUUAUUUUACUAUUUAUUUUAAUUAUUUUUAAAUAACUGGAAAUGACUUCAUAAUUUUUCUGAUAAUACUUAGGUUUAGUAGGCAGGCUACAACUUUUAAUGCAAGUAUCAACGGCAGUUACUUAUUUCGAUACUCUGGUAUUUCCGCCUGCACAUGAACGUAGCUCCCCUGCUGUAAAUGAACGGAGAGUACAUGAACCUUGAACGUUUAACCCAGGAGCAGAGGUGGAUAAGGGGCGUGGUUCGGUUAGGUCACGGUCACGUGUAUUAGGUGCGGUCGAUCCAGAUUUCCUGUGUGUGAGAAACGCAGCCUGUCAGUGUUUGUUGUCACUUGUUUGGAAAAGCGCAUGAGGAGCAGUCAGAAUGGAUUUCAAUCUGUCAUCAGCUUUAGAUAAGAAUGAAGAGGUGGUGAAGAGUGAGGAGGCUCAGAAGGAUGAGUUUAGUUGGCCCUGGAACAAGAACAAGGAUAAGGAUAAGAGCGACAGUAAGGACAAGUGUGGAAGUAAGGACAAGUGUGGAAGUAAGCACAAGUCUGACAAGAAGCAUAAGUCUGACAGAAAGGAUAAGAGCAAAGAUGGCGACAAGAAGGACAAGAAGAAAAAGAACAAGGAGGGAGGAUCAAGCACUUCAUCCUCAUCUUCCUCAUCCUCCUCCAGCAGUGAUGAGGACUGAUGCUUCCUGAGGGCCAGGACUGCUCUGUUAGUCUCUUAUGAUCUUGUCCAUUGACAAAGUGAAUGUGUGUGUGUGUGUGUUUGUGUGUGUAUGCAAUUGUACCAACUUUUCUUCUUGUCUCGUCACUGGUGUCACAGAAACAUAAUGGUUUUGUGUAAACAAAUCUGCUAAUUCCUAGAAGUAAAUGUUCAACAACAAACCAGCAA
Messenger RNA from Seriola aureovittata, 3820 nucleotides. Its product is annotated as cylicin-2-like. The record is from RefSeq and is a predicted model, not a curated record. The transcript has 27 exons. NCBI's taxonomy places the organism in Eukaryota, Metazoa, Chordata, Actinopteri, Carangiformes, Carangidae. The coding region runs from base 135 to 2459 and encodes 774 amino acids.